AAAGGGGAUUGGAAGUCCAAAGGCUUGAUUUGAUGAAUGGGAAGAAGACCGUGUUAAGCUUCAAUCUCCUUUCUCUCUCCAAAAAUGUCGGCUUCCCCUCACAAAUUUAGCUGUUUACUUUACGCUUUCGAAGAUUAUUAACAUCGAAUCUUCAAAGAACAAGUUGACUGGGAGGACAGCACGUAACUCGAUUGCUUUCUUUCGAAGCAAUCGUUAAAAGGGUUUUCAAUUUCGUUUUCUGGUAAAACCUCGUUAUGGGGGUGUACUCGGUUUUCUGCUCCUUUACCUUGGUAUAGUGCAAUUUAUUAUUAGUAGGCUUCUUGAUCGUUUUUGUGUUGAAGCACGAAGCAGUCAAGACCUUUUUUGAGGGUUUUUGAACUUAUGGAUUUUCGCUCGUUCUUUUGUUGCACAACUCGCUCCGAUCGGAAAGAGAAAGAGAAGAAACAAUCAACAUGGAGGAUAUUCUCAUUAAAGGAAUUACAUGCUGCUACAAACAAUUUCAAUUAUGACAACAAGCUUGGUGAAGGUGGAUUUGGCAGUGUUUAUUGGGGUCAACUCUGGGAUGGAUCUCAAAUUGCAGUAAAAAGAUUAAAAGUUUUUAGCAACAAAGCAGAAAUGGAAUUUGCUGUUGAAGUUGAGAUUCUUGCACGUGUUAGACACAAGAACCUGUUAAGUUUACGUGGGUAUUGUGCAGAAGGACAAGAAAGGUUAAUAGUGUAUGAUUACAUGCCUAAUCUCAGUUUGCUUUCUCAUCUCCAUGGUCAACACUCUUCUGAAAGUCUUCUUGAUUGGUCAAGAAGAAUGACUAUUGCUAUUGGAUCUGCAGAAGGAAUUGUGUAUCUUCACAAUCAAGCAACACCACACAUAAUACACAGAGAUGUGAAAGCAAGCAAUGUGUUAUUAGACUCUGAAUUCAAAGCCCAAGUAGCUGAUUUUGGAUUUGCAAAGUUAAUCCCAGAUGGGGCGACCCAUGUAACCACACGGGUCAAAGGGACUCUCGGAUACUUAGCACCCGAAUAUGCGAUGUUAGGUAAAGCAUCAGAGAGUUGUGAUGUUUACAGUUUUGGGAUUCUUUUACUUGAGAUUGCAAGUGGGAAGAAACCAAUUGAGAAACUAAAUGCAACUACAAGAAGAUCUAUUACAGAAUGGGCUUUACCUUUGGUUUGUGAAGGAAAGUUUAGUGAGAUUGUGGACCCUAAGCUUAAAGGGGAGUAUGUAGAACAAGAGUUGAAAAGGGUUGUUGUUGUCGGGCUUAUUUGUGCACAUAAUCAGCCUGAAAAGAGACCUACAAUGAUUGAAGUUGUUGAGUUGUUGAAAGGGGAGAUGAAAGAGAAGUUUGUUGAAAUUGAGAAUGAUGAAAUGUUUAGAUGUGGUGAGGCGCGUGGUUGUAGUGAUGGGGCGUCGGUGGCGGAUGAUAGUUUGGAUUUUGUUUCUGAGGAGAAGGAAGGAGUACAAGAGAUUGAGAAGGUAGUGGCAUAGAUGUAAAAAAGAUUGUUUUUUUGGUUGAUUAUUGAUUAUGGUAUGUGCCUAUGUGGUGUGUUGUUGUUGUUGAAGAUUUGUGUGAUAUUGUGAUUGUAGGACUACAUUGUAUUUGUGAAAAUGAGGGGUUUUAAUGUGCGUUUGGUUUUUGUAAGAUUGCAUUUUAAGCCUAUUUAUUAUACAAUGGUUACUUGUUUAGUGGUUUAACAA
This is a messenger RNA of Lactuca sativa (garden lettuce), 1689 nucleotides long. RefSeq names its product PTI1-like tyrosine-protein kinase At3g15890. The record is from RefSeq and is a predicted model, not a curated record. Lineage: Eukaryota; Viridiplantae; Streptophyta; Magnoliopsida; Asterales; Asteraceae. Gene Ontology annotation, biological process: protein phosphorylation. Gene Ontology annotation, molecular function: protein kinase activity; ATP binding.